Molecule: messenger RNA, 2308 nt
Organism: Trichoplusia ni (cabbage looper)
Lineage: Eukaryota; Metazoa; Arthropoda; Insecta; Lepidoptera; Noctuidae
Product: synaptic vesicle glycoprotein 2C-like
Exons: 12
Coding region: 123-1757 (544 amino acids)
Biological process (GO): transmembrane transport
Molecular function (GO): transmembrane transporter activity
Source: RefSeq, a predicted model, not a curated record
GAAACAGUCAAAAUUAAUCAGUCGUAUGUACAGUGGCGUAUCAUGCACAGCACCGCGCGCGCGCUGGACUUAGCACAACACUGAUUACAACCGAAUUAAAAAGUAUCGAGCUACAGCGCACGAUGCGGACAGAAAGACCAUAUGACUAUGACAUAGUACACGAUACUGAGCUCUUGGAAGACGACGCAGUACCGAACGCCGCAAUGGAUAAGGGGGGCAAGAAAGGUGACAGCACAGCUGUCUCACUCGACGAAGCCAUGCUGCUAUCGGGUUUCGGACUCUACAACAUCCUGCACAUGCUGAUGUCUGGUCUGAUCCUCAUGGGCAUGAUCAUGCAGAGCCUGGCGCUCGGCUACAUCCUGCCGGCCGCGCAGUGCGACCUCGAGCUGUCGCUGCAGCAACGAGGCUGGCUCUCUGCUAUACCCUUCUUAGCUAUAAUCCUGACGUCAUACUUCUGGGGCUGGCUGGCGGACACGCGUGGCCGUCGCCCGGUCAUGCUGUUCUCCAUGCUGGUCUCCGCCAUCUUCUCCGCCUUCGCCAGCUUCGCGCCAGAAGUCGUCUCCUUCAGCGUGCUUCUCUUCUUAUCCGCUGUAUUCAUGUCGGGCUCAUCCGCUGUGGUGUACACGUACCUGGGCGAGUUCAACAACCUCCGGCACAGAGACAAGAUGGUGGCUUUCGGCUCCUCCUUCGUCGGUAUCGGAACUGUCAUCCUACCAUGUGUAUCCUGGCUCAUCCUUCCUCUUGAGUUCUCAUACCCGAUGCCGUUCUUGGGCAUCGAGUACCGUCCCUGGCGGCUGCUGGUGGUGGCGUGUGCGUUACCCUUCGCCCUCGCCACCGUACUGCUGCUCUUCGCACCUGAGAGCCCCAAGUUCCUGUUCGCCACUGGCAACUAUGACGCAGCCUUCGAUGUUGUGAAGAAGAUCUAUGUUACUAACACGAGGACCACUGUUGAUACUUUCCCUGCUAAAUCCUUGAUUGUGGACUCACAAACGAAGCACACGAGUCCGAAGGGCGCCGCGGCUAUCUGGGCCUCCAUGAAGGAGCAGACAGUGCCGCUGUUCAAGUCACCGCUGCUGCCCUGGACAGCACUCACAUGCUUCGUGCAAUUCGGGAUCUUUGCCACAACUAACGGUUUCUACGUGUGGUUCCCGUCGAUCCUGAACUCGCUGGCAAACCACGAAGGUGGCGAGACCAAGAUCUGCGACGUGCUCGACGCCGGCAAAGACGCAGUCAGUAACGGUACCUUGAUCUGUGACGACACGAUCCACACGUCCACCUUCGAGCGCUCGAUCUACAUCGGCCUAGUCUUCUCAUCCAUGUACAUCAUCGUGGGCUUCCUCGUGGACUACGUGGGCAAAAAGCCCAUCCUCGUGGUGAUCCUGUUCUUCACCGGCAUCAGCGGCAUAUCCGCCCACCUCGUGUACAACCAGCAGAUCGGGGUUGUACUGUUCGCCGUCUUCCAGAUGUGCGGCGCCUGUAUUGGACUUAUGAAUGCUGUUGCAGUUGAACUUUUCCCGACUAAAUACAGGGCUAUGGCCAUCUGUCUGUCCAUGAUGAUGGGCCGUGUGGGCUCCAUGGUGGGCUCGAACCUCAUCGGUCUCUUCCUAGAAGUAAACUGCGGCGCUGGCUUCUACCUGUUUGGAUCACUUAUUAUUGUGAACUCCCUAUUCUGCCUAACUCUACCAAACAAGAAAUCAAUUCCACAAAAGAAGAUUGUUGUGGAGUCGACGCAGAACGAGACUCACGAACCUGUAUGAAGCCGCCCCCGCAAGAAACCUGGAUACAUGAAAUUCUGUUUACAAGUUGAAGGAGGCGUAAACAUAAAAUAAUGUUAUCCUUAUCUUCAUCGAACCUCCACAGAGGCUAUUAUUGUCGAUGGACACGAAUUUCGUUUAUGAAACGACGAUCUGUCACUAUUAUGUCAAGUUAUGUAGUUCACUCAAUCGAAUGAAUGAUCGAAUGAAGUUUUUGUAUUAUUAACCUGAAUGAAAGAGUCAUGUUAAAAUAUUCACCACCAAAGAUUGUUUUACAAUAGUAUUCUAUUACUAGUAGACUAGAAAAUAGUUUAUUUAUUGGUAAGGACGCGCCAUUUCUAAUACUUAUGUAAUAUUACUAGAAGAUAGAUUUGAAUGAAAGUAUUUGAUACUUAUAACUAACGUCAAAGAGAUUGAAUGUUAUGUAGGUUAGUCUAGUUGUAUUUGGUCCAAGAAGGACAACUGCCAUAUAAAAUAUGUUACAUUAAUUAUUUCUAAGCGUAAAACGAUAUACUUAAUGAAUAUUUGUUAUUAAAAUAUUUUUAACAUACCUA